Molecule: messenger RNA, 2170 nt
Organism: Magallana angulata
Lineage: Eukaryota; Metazoa; Mollusca; Bivalvia; Ostreida; Ostreidae
Product: tripartite motif-containing protein 45-like
Exons: 1
Coding region: 83-1999 (638 amino acids)
Molecular function (GO): zinc ion binding
Source: RefSeq, a predicted model, not a curated record
UCGCGUUUGAUAAGCUUGUUGAUUUUAAUAUAAAUGAACGACAACUCUGCGAAUGAAAGUACUUUCAGUUUGAAAUUAUACAAUGGCGGCGGGGAAGGAGAAACAAGUUUCAUUAGAAACAGGUGUAACAACGACAUGUCCGAUCUGCUUCGAAUCUUUCAAAACUCCAAGGAUUCUGCCAUGUCUGCACACGUUUUGUCACAACUGUUUAUCGCCAUACAUUCUUUCCACGUGCAAGACCAAGGAAAGCCCGGUGGGAUUUCCCUGUCCACUCUGCAGAUGUUUUGUUCCCGCUCCGUCUUUUUCGGUAGAGCUUGAAAAAUGGUCGGAACUUAUUCCUAUCAACAAAGCAAUUCAGGUUCUGAUAGAAAAAGGAGACAAGUUAUGUGAUGCAUGUCAGCGAGAAGAUGAAGAAAUAGUGGCCAGUGAUUGGUGUGAAUCUUGCUCCGAUUCCCUGUGUGCUAUGUGUACAAAAUAUCAUAAAAGAAAUGCAGCUUUUCGAAAUCAUACGUUAGUUCCAAUAGCAGACUUUAAUAAAGUGUCUGACAAAAAAGAAAGCAUGGAACCAACAUCUGUGGUGUGUAAAGACCACGGUAAUUUAGUGGAAUAUAUCUGUGUUGAUCAUGAAGAACUAAGUUGCACUAAGUGUGUGUGCACCAAACACAGAACAUGCACACAGGUCGACGACAUUGAAGAAGCAGCAGACAGUCUCCGAAAGUCAGAAAAAAUAAAAACUUUAUCAGAGGAAAUAUUUCAAUUUCAAGGCUCACUUGUGAAAGCUAAAUCUGAUGGAGAGGACACCAUAACAUACAUUGACGACACAUCAGAUCAAAUUAAGAAAGAAUCCACAGAAUUAAGAGACAAGAUUGUGAACCAUGUAAAUGCCUUACUAGAGGACCAUCUAUCUGAACUUGCUCAAAAUACUAAGGAACACAAGGGAAGAGUGGCCAAUGUUGUAGAUGCAGUCUCUGACCGGCAACUUUUGAUGGCUCAGUACUUGCACACAUUGGAAAAUACAGGAAAAACGCCUGCAUCAGUUAUUGUCAAUGAAUACUUAAAGAUCAAGAAGCAAUUCGCUUAUGUCACUAAGUCAGGUCUUUCUCAAAUUAGACUAGAAUUGCAAUCAAGUGUUUCAAAAGACCUGAGAGGAAUCCUCCAGGUGGAAAAAUUUUCAGACCUGAAGACACAUAUGAAAUCGGCUCCACUUUGCGGCAUUGAUUUUACAAGCGCAAACAUGACGUUGAUUUGUAAAUUACCCGAUUCAAACGGUGAUAUCACCGGUGGUUGCUUUUUAGAAAAUGGGGACAUAAUUUUGGUUGAUUACGAUUCAAAUCAUUUAUUGCAUUACAGCAAUGCGGUCCUUGUACGUAAAGCAAAAGUGUAUACGCAACCUGUUGAUGUGGUUUGUCAAAAAGCGCCUCUAUUUCUUGUUUCCAAAAGGGUUAUCAAGAAACGCAGAUCAGUAGGACAUAUUGGAAAAAUUAACCUUGACACAUUUGAAGAUAACGGAGAUAUUUUUACUACAAAAGGAAACCAGUUUAUGUAUAACUUGGCAAUAUCUGAAGGAUUUGUAUUCGCAGCAUGCUCAGAUGUCAUAAUUAAGUUUGAUCACGAUGGAAAUGCUGUUCAACAAUACCCGGUUGACUCGAGUACUUAUACGGUAGCAAUAAACAACAGCAAUGAAAUAAUCAGCUCAAGUUGUUGCACAGAUAUUGUCACUGUCAUGAAUAGUUCUGGUGAGAAAUUAUUUACCUAUUCUAGUAACAAACUCAUAUUUCCACGAGGACUUGAUGUGAACUUUUCAGGAAACAUUUUUGUUGUCGGCCAGGAAAGCUGUAACAUACACGUACUAACACCUAAGGCAGAGUUAUUGAAGAUUUUUGCAACUAAUUUGCGAUCACGACCAAUUUGUAUCAAAUUAAAAGAGAACUCGAAUAUUUGCUUUGUUGGGUUUUAUGGAACUAAAACAAAGGUGUAUGAAUUUCUAGGAAAUAUGUAAGAAUUUAAUGUCCUUUAUUAACCAGAAAUAUUAUUAUAAUCAAAGCAUGUUAAAGAUUGUAGCAUUUACCAAUAAUGCUAACAUAUUUUGAAGUAAAUAUUUAAAAAAAAUAUUAGGCAUAAAAAAGGUUAUAUUUAUUUAUGAACAUGUUUCUUUCAUAUAGUUUUGCAG